Molecule: messenger RNA, 728 nt
Organism: Drosophila mauritiana
Lineage: Eukaryota; Metazoa; Arthropoda; Insecta; Diptera; Drosophilidae
Exons: 2
Coding region: 1-327 (108 amino acids)
Source: RefSeq, a predicted model, not a curated record
AUGGACAAGGUCACCGGGCAGCAUCAGCAUGUCACCCGGAGCGCCGCCGAAGAUGAUCCAGCCAAGCAGUGCCGUGCUACUGGGACAAUCCUUAGGUAUUUUCAGUGGAUUUUCCUUCUUCUAAUAUUUCUGGAUGUUGAGCCACACCCGAUACCCAAAAACUACACCAAGCCUGAUGGAUGUCUCGAGAAUGUUAUCAAUUCAGAGGUGCAGAUUCUGGACAAUGAAAUACCUGGAUACUUCCACUUUGACCUGCCCGAAGGAGGAUACAUACGGGUGAUUUAUCACGUGGAUAAGUACGGCUUUUAUACCGAAACUUUGCUCUGACAUAGAAUGAUUCUUCCGCUGAGUGUCUGUCUGUGCAGUUUUGCCAUAAUUGGAAACCAGAUUUAUUCCAACGAGUCUAAUUUGUAUUUAAGUUUUUAAAAAUAAAAAAAGCAACAUGCAAAUAUAGAUCAAUAAGUUGUUUAAAACCGUUAUAGAACUGCUGUUUAAUAUCCCGUGAUAUUCGGAAUGCAUCUAUAUGACGGUAAGCAGACGUCGAAGUGAUCUGAGAAUUUGUGUAUGUAAAUUUUGAUAAUUUAGCAAUUCAGAUUUGGGUGAAUGUAGCCAUCUGUCCAGUACGUCAUAGAUCUCUGAUAGGGCUUGGAUACUGGUGGGCCGGCUGAACUAGUUUGCCAGAUCGGGUGGAGCGUCGAUUGAUGGGCAUUUUAUUAGGCGGAGUGCUA